Molecule: messenger RNA, 2480 nt
Organism: Cloeon dipterum
Lineage: Eukaryota; Metazoa; Arthropoda; Insecta; Ephemeroptera; Baetidae
Product: methionine aminopeptidase 1D, mitochondrial
Exons: 6
Coding region: 125-1150 (341 amino acids)
Biological process (GO): proteolysis
Cellular component (GO): mitochondrion
Molecular function (GO): metalloaminopeptidase activity
Source: RefSeq, a predicted model, not a curated record
GAAUAAUACUGCAUGAGGUCAUGCGGUGAUCACGAUUUUUUAAGCAGUCUGAUCACUCUUUUCCUUGAUUUUCUGCGGUUGAACUUGAAUCAAACACUGGAGUAGUUAUCAUACCUUUACAAACAUGAUGAAUUUGUGCAAUCUAGCAACUAAAAACACAGCAUUGCACCGGAAAAUCAGCAAUAUUCUUCUCUCAUGUCGAAAUGGUGCCGACAGAAAAGUUAGCACAACAUCAAAGUCGGCUGCAAUAUUCGACAGAUUCAAGAGCAAAUCUUCCAAUCCAAAAGACUUUGGAAAAUAUAGCAUUGUUAAACCUGGCAAUGUUUCGCCUCAGCUGAUUGUGCCUGACCACAUUUUAAAACCUCCUUACGCAGAGACAGCGCAACCUCCACCUCCACCAAAAGAGAUUGAAAUCCAUGAUGAAGAUUCAAUUUUAAGUAUCUACUCUGCGUGCAAACUGGCCAAGCGAGUACUGCAUUGGAUCGGUACAAAACUUGAGGUUGGAAUGACUACUGAUGAAAUCGACAAGUUAGUCCACAAUAAAAUACUUGCCAACAACGCCUACCCUUCUCCAUUGAAUUAUUUGGGGUUUCCCAAGUCAGUCUGCACAUCUAUCAACAAUGUUGCCUGUCAUGGGAUUCCAGACGACAGACCACUUGAGGAUGGGGAUAUCAUCAACAUUGAUAUCACUGUUUAUUUUGACGGGCAUCAUGGUGACUGCUCAGAAACAUUUUUAAUUGGAAAUGUUGAUGAGAAGGGAAGGGAACUUGUCGCAAUUGCUAGGAAAUGUUUGGACGAGGCAAUUGAUGGGUGCCAACAUUAUGAAACCUUCUCCAAUAUAGGUAACAUCAUCGAAAAUAUUGCCAAGAGCAAUGGCUAUGAUGUAGUGCCAGCAUUUGCUGGCCAUGGAAUCGGGAAGUACUUUCACGGACCCCCAGAUAUUUUGCACUGCCGAAAUAAUUACUCUGGAUGUAUGAAAACUGGCAUGAUCUUCACAAUAGAGCCAAUAAUAACUCCAGGUUCGCGGGAAGUUGAAAUCCAGGAAGAUGGUUGGACUGCCAUAAUGGUAGACAACGCAAGAACAGCCCAGUUUGAAGAAACGAUAUUAGUGACGCCAGCAGGUGCCAAAAUCCUAACCAGUUUGGAAUAAAGCCUGUCAAGGGUAAAUGUUGGAAAUAAUACUUGAGUCAAUUAUUUUGAAGAUUUUUAAUUUUGUAAAAUUGCUUGUCAUUUUUCACUUUUUUCCAACUUAAUCUCUUAUUUACAACUCUUAACUUGAGAAGUCCUCUCGUUUCCUGAGAUUUUGCAUGCAUUCACGUGGAUAAAAAACCGAGUAAGUUUUCAGUUCCAAAAUAAGUCCUUGCUUUGGUGUGCAUGCAAAUGCUCAAUGAUUGUGAGGUAUAAAAAUACAAAUGUACACACAAUUACACUAUACACAGGAGAUCUGCUUGUGCAGUGUUUUAAAUGCUUGAGCACAACUACUUCUAGUUUCCUUUAAGGGGAGGAUGGUGGUCCGUUAGUGGUUGACGUCGUCACGCCAGUAGCGGUUGCUGCCGUUGACGAGGUCACAGACUCCAGCUCCACUCGGUACCUGUUGUACGGGAUGUAUGGUGAUUUUGACAAGUCGUUGUCUGUGAGGAUUCGCGUCCUGUUUGGCAUCAUGUUGUCCCCGAGGCCCAUCAGCCAGUCUGUGGUCGACUUCUGCUGGUCCUCGCUGACGUGCACUGAUGCCCACUUUUGGUGCCAAUCUCUGAACUUCCUUAAGAGCCUUAUUGUUACCCUUGGAUGAGCCUGCGGAAAAUAUACCAAUAAUUAAUUUUUUUAAUCCAUUUUCAAUAUCCAAAAUUUAACUAGCCCCUGCCCUCCUGCAUAAUAUACUGAGUGAGAUUUGAUGAAUUUUUAAGUUUUCACAAAAAUGUAUAUCAAGUGGCAAAGGAUCCUACCUCUUUGGCGUUGAGAAGGGCAUUCUUUUUAAAUAGUAGCGCAUCCUUAUCCAUGAAGAACACUCUACUGUAAGUGAUAGGAUUAAAUCUGCAUUCAUUGCUAUCGAUGCUUCCGGAUUGCGGGGAGUCGGCUCUAACUUUGCUGCCAUCUUUCUUCUUUUCAUCAUCACUGCAACAAUUUGAAUAUUGGUUAGUCUCUUGUCACACUUGCAACAGUUCAGAAAUCACGUACCUUUUGGAGUCAGCAUCUUUUUGCUCGUUGGAGCUGGACGGGGAGUCAUUGCCACUUGUGCUUGCAGCUGUGCUGCUUCUUUCUUGAUUAUGGAAUCGCUUACUUCGAUCAAUGUAUCCCCUUACACAUCUAGGCAAGAAGACCGGCUUGCGGGACAAACGUUCCUUCAUUUCGUCUGGUAUGCUGUCCAUUUCACCAACAUACUUUUCGACGUACUCUUCUCGUUUUUCAGCCUCUGCAGGUGCCUCCUGCUCUUCUCCAUCGGUGUCAAGUAAUUCAACUGUCAUUCGACAAUCAUUCUUAUA